AUGUUUUCACCUCUUGUUGAUUGCACCAAAUCAGCCAUUCAGUCAUUUAACAAGGCUAAUAAUACCAUAUCUACAAAACCUAUUGCCAAGAUUCGCCAUGACCCCUACAGCUGCUGUUUGCUCGCUCCUGAGGAUUCGAUCCAUUCGUCAUUGUCGCCAUUCUCGACAGACUCGAUGGCGCCAGGUUGCAGCCCAGAAAACAUGUCCUACUACGUCAGUCAGACCCCCUAUAGUGCUUUGAGCACUCCUUUUGUUGAGCCAAAGAAUAAUGGCAGUUCCCUUGCACCCCCACAAUCACAAGAAGAGGAAGGAUCCACAAUGGGGUCGGUUAAUCGUUCACUGUUCCACACCCAAGAAUUUCUAAACACCCUAAACACUCUAGAAGAGGGUCUUAAUUCGUCCAAACCUGACAAUUCCCCGACUAGUAUCCCUUCCAAGAACAUUGGGAAGAUCUACGUCUGUGGAAGACCGCGUCCAGUCUUGUGCCGUCGCUGUGUGGAGGUAACUGUAGCCCUUCGCUACGGUGAAAUGGCAUUUAUUAUACCUGAUGUCUACGAAAUAUUGACGUCAGAUAUCGAUAUAAAUGAAUUAAUUGGGCUCCAUGUGAUUAUUGAAGGCGACCGUGGCGAGGACAUGGGUAUUAUAUCAGCUGUCAAUUCAAAUAAAACGAUAACCACAGAAACCACUGAUAGAAGUCCAGUGAAGCGAAACGAUGCGAACCUCAAUGGAAGCGAUUAUAAAGCUGAAAACAAUAUGAAUUUACCAAAGGUGUUGCGCCGCGCGAGUAACUUAGACAUCACACGAUAUGAGGAACUUUCCCAGGCCGAAGAAGAGGCAUUGACCCGUUGCCAAGAAUGCUUAGAGAGGGUUGAUUUGAAAGUACCUAUUACCAUUGAACGUGUGAUUUUUCAGUUUGAUCGCAAGAAGCUUACUGUACAGUUUAAAAGUGAGGCAUAUGUAGAUUUUAACAUCCUCACGCGCAUGCUGCACACCCACUACAAGUGCCGUAUCUGGAUGCAUCAGUUGAACCGCAACGUUCAGUGUAGUCCCAACAGUUCUAAAACACAUGGCGAGCGCCGUCACAAUGAGUAUAGGAUGAAUAUUCGAAGAAAAAGUAAUACCAAUCUUAACCGUCGUCGUGAAUAA
This is a messenger RNA of Phytomonas sp. Hart1, 1146 nucleotides long. NCBI's taxonomy places the organism in Eukaryota, Euglenozoa, Kinetoplastea, Trypanosomatida, Trypanosomatidae. The record is from the annotation of a GenBank genome assembly.